Crotalus tigris (Tiger rattlesnake) is the source of this 3208-nucleotide messenger RNA. RefSeq names its product potassium voltage-gated channel modifier subfamily G member 3 (gene KCNG3). The transcript has 2 exons. Lineage: Eukaryota; Metazoa; Chordata; Lepidosauria; Squamata; Viperidae. Gene Ontology annotation, biological process: protein homooligomerization; potassium ion transmembrane transport. Gene Ontology annotation, cellular component: voltage-gated potassium channel complex; membrane. Gene Ontology annotation, molecular function: protein binding; delayed rectifier potassium channel activity. The record is from RefSeq and is a predicted model, not a curated record. Bases 557 to 1915 code for a protein of 452 amino acids.
GAAAGGCGCUGGGCGCCUCAGCCCGAGAGCGGCGCUGUCAGAACUGGUGGCGUGCGGCGCAAAGUCGGGUUGCGCGCAGCGGAGGAACCCAGAACCGACCCAACUUCGCAGGAGUUUAGCUCACCUUCUUAAGCCAUGCCCUCCACGGCCGGCCGGGUUUUGCUCGGAGGAGGCGGCGGCGGCAGCUCCUCUAUACACGCUAUCCCGGGAACUCCGGUAGCCGCGUGGUCCGGGCGCAGCGAGGCGCCCGCAGCCACCUCUCGCUAAAACCAGAGGCGUCGCCAAGACUCCGGGUUGUUCGAGGAGGCGCACCGCCGCGCGCUCUUCGCUUUACCGGGACAGCAGAGCCGCCGUUCCCGCCUCGUGGACGGCGAAGGGGGGCGGGAAGGGGGGGUGAAGAGACCGAGAGAACCCGGAGAGCGUCCGCCUGCCCGAGGAGAAGCCGGGCGGAACAGCCGGACCCCGCCCUUCCUGGCCCCGCUCACCGGGGACUGAAGGCAGCCGGACCCACCGUUUCCCGCCCGCGCCCCCCUUCUGAUUCUGCCCCCCCCAAGCCAUGACCUUUGGCCGGGGUGGCCCGCCGGUGGUGGUGCUGAACGUGGGGGGCACCCGCUACUCUUUCGCUCGGGAGGUGCUGAAGGACUUUCCCCUCCAGCGGGUGAGCCGCCUGCACGGCUGCCUGUCGGAGCAAGACGUGCUCGAAGUGUGCGACGACUACGACCGCGAGCGGAACGAAUACUUCUUCGACCGGCACUCCGAAGCCUUCGGCUUUAUCCUGCUCUAUGUGCGCUACGGCCAUCUGCGCUUCGUGCCCCACAUGUGUGAACUCUCCUUCUACAACGAGAUGAUCUACUGGGGCCUGGAGGGAUCCCAUCUGGACUAUUGCUGCCAGCGCCGGCUAGACGACCGCAUGUCCGAUACUUAUACCUUCUAUUCGGCAGAAGACAUCCGGACGGAGCCCUCCGGAGGCGGGAGUGGCAGUGGCAAAAGCAGCGGCCAGCCCCAGCCUCCCCAGGGCCAGGAGAGCGGGGAUGCUGUGGCCCCACCUGGCGCCGGGGAGAAGAAAUGGCUGGAAAGGAUGAGGAGAACUUUCGAGGACCCUACCUCGUCGGUGGCCGCCCAGAUCCUGGCCACCGUUUCCAUCCUAUUCGUCAUCGUCUCCAUGGUGGUGCUGUGUGCCAGCACCAUGCCAGAGUGGCGAACAGCUGAGAACCGAAGCCUGGAGGAGCAGAGCAGGUACACAGCAGACUCAAUCAGGGAGCCUUCAGGGAUAAUUGAAGCAAUUUGCAUCGGCUGGUUCACGGCAGAGUGCAUUGUGAGGUUCAUUGUCUCCAAAGACAAGUGUGAGUUUGUUAAGAGACCACUGAACAUCAUUGACUUGCUGGCUAUCACUCCGUAUUAUAUUUCUGUGCUGAUGACAAUUUUUACAGGGGAGAAUUCUCAGCUUCAGAGGGCUGGAGUCACCUUACGGGUUCUGAGAAUGAUGAGGAUUUUUUGGGUAAUUAAAUUGGCCCGCCACUUCAUCGGCCUUCAGACACUUGGCCUGACUUUGAAGAGAUGCUACAGGGAGAUGGUGAUGCUGCUCGUCUUCGUUUGUGUUGCGAUGGCAAUUUUCAGUGCUCUUGCCCAGCUUCUUGAACACGGACUGAAAAUAGGAAAACCCAAUGAAGGCUAUGCGAGCAUUCCUGCUGCUUGUUGGUGGGUUAUCAUCUCCAUGACCACAGUUGGUUAUGGGGAUGUUUGUCCUAUCACAGUACCUGGAAGGAUUCUUGGAGGGAUUUGUGUAGUUAGUGGAAUUGUUUUGUUAGCCCUGCCUAUUACAUUCAUCUACCACAGCUUUGUCCAGUGUUACCAUGAGCUCAAGUUCCGGUCUGCUAGAUGUAGCAGGAGUCUUUCUGCGGAAUUUUUAAAUUAACAAAUAGCACAUAUUGCAUUUCAUAGCAGAACUUAAAAUAUUGAAGAAAGUAGUAAGUUCUUCUUCAUCGUUUUUCAUCUUGGUGUCUGAGGAAUUAUGAAGCUGGUACAAUACUCUAUGACUUAAGAGGAAUAUCUCCCUACUCUGUUUGAGGGAUGGUCACUUGCUCUUCAUCUCAGAAGACCUGAGAUUCAUAAGGGAGAAAACAUCUUCAUUUUCAUAGUCUCAGCGGUUGUGAAUGUUUCCAACUCAUUUCUCCAAAUCCUGAGAAGUCCUAGAUCAUGGGUGUCAAACUCUCCGCAUCACGUGAUGUGUCAUGAUGUAUCACGACUUUUUGCAUUGCCGGAGCUGGGGCGGGUGCGGCCUCCGCAUGAUGCAAUUAGUCCACGGGCCGGCAAUUUGAUACCCCUGUCUAGAUAGUAUAGUAUAUUGUGUCUGUGUUUUUAAAAUACUCUUUUGAUUUUGAAAUGCAUUUUAAAUGACAUAUCAAUAAGAAGUGUCCAACUUUUAAUUACCAGGACCACAUGUGACGGCAUGUGAAUUGUUAAGGGCCAGGAUAUUGGGAUGCAAAGGGGCAGAGCCAAGAUAUUCUUUCCUCCCCCUUCAAAGUUUUGAUCAGAAAAGAAGAGUUGCUGUUAUUUUACAAACCAUGAUAAGUCUAUUUUAGGGCAUUCUGGAGAUAUGUCUCAUGUCAAAAUCGCAGAAAACGAUGCCACCAAUUUUUAAUAACUGUAGUCAGAGGUGGAUUCGGAGCUACAAAACAAAUAGUCUCAGGAUGGAGGGGCAAAUAUAUUCUCUGAAGGCUUAAAUUGCUCCCUUCAUAGAUACAAGCAAACAUACUCACCCAAAUACAUGUUUAUUUUUUUUAAAAAAAAAUACUGGUCAGAUCCAUGUUUACGUAGAAGAAAUCCAUGAAAAUGACUGAAAUUUGUUAGCUAUCACUAUUUUGUGCAAUUUAUUUCAUUGCAUUUUUUCCUAAGUACAAUUUAAUCUGUAUCCGACAUAAUACAUACGGGUCUUGGUUUCAGUAUAAGGAACAAAGUGACUGGUAUUGUACACUAAGAAUUAUGGGGAGAAUUGUGAUUCUUUAUUUUGAAACUUACAUGAAAACUAUUCUUGAAAGUUGGGUAUCUUGAUUUAGUGUGGGAGGACAAGCUGCUUUUCUGUGAGGAAAAAGCUACCGUAUUUUCCGGCAUAUAAGACGACUUUUUAAACCCUGAAAAUCUUCUCAAAAGUUGGGGGUCGUCUUAUACGCAGGAAUAUAUGGGUAGCUGUUCUCUAAAUUUAAAACCA